Phytomonas sp. EM1 is the source of this 1347-nucleotide messenger RNA. The record is from the annotation of a GenBank genome assembly. Lineage: Eukaryota; Euglenozoa; Kinetoplastea; Trypanosomatida; Trypanosomatidae.
AUGAACUUUUCCGUUUUAGGUCCGGGUGAACUAGGCGUGGCGUGCGCCCUGGCGCUCCUCGCGAAUCACCCAUCCCGCACCGUUUCCCUCCUCAGUCGGGAUGGGAAGGCGGGUGGGGCGGCGACGUCCGCGGGGUUCACCCGCCGCAUACCGCCACGGCUGCGGAUCGUAUCGUACCCCACCGCAGCCGAACGCGAAUGGCCCCACGCCGUCUUCCUCUGCACCCCUGCUGAGUCGCUCAUCGCCCCCUCCCCCUCCUUUUCUUCCACGUCGCCCGUCAGGACUUUCCUUCGCGAUUGGCGCGAUCGAAAGGGCGAUACCGGCGGAGGGAAGGGGCCUUUUUCCUUUCUUGCGGUGUUUACGCGUGGGUUGAGCACGGCAGGGGUCACGCCGGUGGAUCUCGCCUGUCAGGAAAUGCUGCCGGGCGGUGAGGUGGAAGGAGAGGAGGGGGAAAGAAGGGGGAUGCCGCUGAUUUUGAGCGCGACGGGGCCGAUUUUCGCGCGGGAGUGGGCAGCGCAGUCGAACCCGCCAGGCUCUCCCUCUUCUUCUCCUGAGCAGGGCCUCACGCCUGACCAGGAGUCCGAGACCAGGAGCGACCCCCCCCGACAGUUUUCCGGCACCGCCCUCGUUUUCGCGCUAAAUCACGCGACAUCGGACGCCGGGCUCGUCUCCGCGCUCCGACGCCACCUCCAAGAGGAUCUCUUCCGUCGCGAGGCCGUCACCCUUCUGGAGGGGCCUGACAGUGGGGCGGAGGUGAAGUUGAUCAACGCGUGUCUGCCACUCUGCGCCUUUGGGGCGGGGCUGGUGAGUAAUUACUAUGCCGGUAGCAACGCGUCGGCCUUGGCAGCCUACGCCCAACACGCCCUCAGGGCGACCACAGGGCUGAUCAACGGGCUGCUUGGACGGACCGUGGAUACUCCGCUCCCGCCCUGCCUCUGCUCGACGCUCUGCGCCGUGUGCUCCCACUACGGCCUUCGCGAGUUUGUCCUCGGGAGGCGGUUCGACUUCCAUUUCAAGAAGGCGUUCGCCCUUCAGGCGGUGUACCCCGGGCAAACCCACACCGCCUUUACGUCGACCGUUAAUGGCCUGCACACCUUGAUGAGGGCCCGGUCGGUGAGCUCGCCUUUCUAUGAGGUUAUUAUGGAUACGUUUAGCACCCUGCUGCGCGCCUCGGUGGUCGGUGCGGGUCUUGUCAAGGAAGGCUACUAUGAUUAUCGCCAACCAGGUUCUUCACCAUUCUUAGAGCACGCCAUGAAAAUCGAUGAGGCGGUGUUUUCUCAUGAUGAGGUUGCGUUUGAGGCAGCAAAGUCCCGCUUUAUAAGCACAAUAUCUCAAGAUCCUAAAUAA